Molecule: messenger RNA, 3046 nt
Organism: Cicer arietinum (chickpea)
Lineage: Eukaryota; Viridiplantae; Streptophyta; Magnoliopsida; Fabales; Fabaceae
Product: receptor-like protein 7
Molecular function (GO): protein binding
Source: RefSeq, a predicted model, not a curated record
UUUUGUAGCAACAUUGUUUCUCAUAACUAUCUCCAAUGAAAAUGAUAUUUUUAUGGCUUUCCUUGCUACCCUUUUGCCUCAUAAACCUCAGCAUCAAUAUUAUUUUUGUGACCAGCCAUUGUCUUGGUCAUCAACAAUCUUUGUUGCUCCAAUUGAAGAACAACCUCAUAUUCAACUCAACCAAGUCCACAAAACUGGUUGAUUGGGAUCCAAGAAAAGAUUGUUGUGAAUGGAAUGGAGUAACAUGCAACAACAAAGGACAUGUUAUAGCUCUUGACUUAAGUCAUGAAUUUAUCUUUGGACAAGUUGAAACUAAUCUCUUCAACUUAAAGUAUCUACAAAGUUUGAAUGUGGCCUAUAAUGAUUUUCAUUCUGAGAUUCAUCAAGAGUUUCAAACUCUAAAUAAUUUGAGGUAUUUGAAUUUAUCAAGUGCUGGCUUUGUAGGGCAUGUUCCAAUUGAGAUAUUCCAAAUUCCCUCGCUUCAAGUGCUUGAUGUUUCUUAUAAUCUUGAUCUUCGUGGUUCUCUACCAAAUUUUCCACAUCAAUUAUCUUUGCACAACUUGAAUCUUAGCCAUACAAAUUUUUCAGGACCUCUUCCAAAGUCUAUUCACAAUUUGAGUCAAUUGUUUGCAUUAGAUCUAUCAAAUUGUCAAUUUAAUGGAACACUUCCUAAUUCAAUUUCUAAUCUUACUCAACUUGUUCAUCUAGACUUGUCAUUCAACAACUUCAUUGGUCCUCUUCCAUCUUUUAAUAAUUCCAAGUCCCUCAAAGUUUUAUCUCUCAAUCAUAAUGAUUUCAAUGGUACAAUUCCAUCUAGUCAUUUUGAGGGACUUAUAAAUCUCACAAGCAUUGAUUUAGGAGAUAAUUCCUUUUAUGGAAGAGCCCCUUCAUCUUUGUUUAGACUUCAAUCUCUUCAACAACUCAUGCUUUAUUACAACAAAUUUGAGGGUGUAUUAGAAGAAUUUCCAAAUGCUUCUUGGUCAUUAUUAGAGAUGCUUGAUUUAAGUGGCAAUAAUUUUGAAGGGCCUAUUCCUAUGUCUAUGUUCAAACUCAAAAGACUUCAAUUGCUUCAACUUACCAAAAACAAGUUCAAUGGCACUAUACAACUUGAUGUGAUUGGUAGGCUUCAAAAUUUGUUUACACUUGAUCUUGGACACAACAAAUUGUUUGUUGAUCAUGCAAGUAUAAGGGAUGGCCAUGAUGCAUCAUCAUCCUUUCCUAAUUUGAAAACUCUUUGGUUGCCUUCAUGCAAUUUGAGAUCAUUUCCUAACUUUUUGAAAUAUAAAUCCUCAUUGCUCUACCUAGACUUAUCCAACAACCAAAUUUCAGGAGCAAUUCCCAAUUGGAUUUGGAGAUUUGAGUCUAUGGUUGUUCUAAAUGUUUCCUAUAAUUCUCUAACAAGUUUUGAAGGGCCUUUGCAUAAUCUUAGUUCAAAUUUGUUUAAACUUGACCUUCAUUCCAACCAAUUACAAGGGCUUGCUCCAACUUUCUUGAAAAAUGCAAUCUAUUUGGAUUAUUCAAGCAACAAAUUCACCUCUAUUAGCUUGAAAGACAUUGAGAGUCACAUGCCUUUCCUAUAUUUUCUCUCUCUUUCAAACAAUAGUUUUCAUGGAACAAUCCAUGAAUCCUUUUGCAACAUUUCAGGUCUUAGAGCACUUGAUCUUUCACAUAAUAGUUUCAAUGGAAAAAUUCCAUUGUGUUUGACAAAAAGGAGCAACACUCUUAGGCUACUAAGUCUUAGUGGAAACCAACUCAAUGAUCAUAUUUCAGAUGCAUUCACAACAUCAUGUGAUCUAAGGUUUCUUGAUCUAAGUGGAAAUCUUUUGAGUGGAACCAUUCCAAAAUCUUUGUCUAAUUGCAAACACCUUCAAGUUCUAAACCUUGGAAACAAUCAUUUAAUUGAUAGGUUUCCUUGCUUCUUGAACAAAAUUUCCUCCCUAAGAGUCAUGAUUUUAAGGUCAAACAAAUUGCAUGGCCAUAUUGAAUGUCCUAAUAACAAUGAAAAAUGGGAGACACUUAGAAUUGUUGAUCUAGCAGCCAACAAUUUCAAUGGUACAUUACCACCAUCAUUGUUACAAAGUUGGAAAGCAUUGAUGCUUGAUGAAGAUAAAGGUGGAAACUUUGGUCAUUUAUUUUUCAAUCUCUAUGAUAACUUCAAUCCCAUGAAUGUGAAAACUGCAAUAGUUGAUCUCAAUAGUGAGCUUCAAAUGAAGUUAGCUAAAUUUAUUGAAGAAGAACCACCUUAUUUGCUUGACCAUAUAGUCUUACAUAUUUUUGAAGAAGGUGUUGGUCUUAGAAGCUAUGAGGAUUCAAUUACAAUUGUUAACAAAGGUAGAACAAUGAAUUUGGUUAAAAUCUUCAUUGCUUUCACUUCAUUGGAUUUCUCAUCAAACAACUUUGAAGGACAAAUACCUCAAGAGCUUAUGAAACUUACAUCACUUCAUGCUCUUAACUUGUCACAAAAUGGUUUCUUAGGUAACAUUCCUUCUUCUAUAAGCAAUCUAAAACGUCUUGAAUCCUUAGACUUGUCUUUUAACUCCUUAAGUGGAGAGAUUCCAAAUGAGCUUGCAAGUUUAACAUUUCUUGAAGUUAUGAAUAUUUCUUAUAAUCACUUGGUGGGAAAAAUACCAAUUGGAACACAAAUGCAAUCUUUUCAACCUGAUUCAUUUAUAGGCAAUGAAGGACUAUUUGGACCUCCAUUGACUCAAAAUUCAAAUGGUGAAAAAGGGUACUCACCAACACAAUCACAUGGUUAUGAAACAGAUGAUGAUGAUGAUGAUGAAAGUUCAAAUAUUCAUUGGAAUUUCUUGAGUGUAGAGUUGGGAUUCACUUUUGGAUUUGGAAUUUUUAUUAUUCCUAUUAUUUUGUGGAAGAGAUGGAGAAUGUGGUAUUCUAAGAAAGUUGAUGACAUGCUUUAUAGGAUCAUUCCUCAGCUUGAUUUUGUUCAUGAAUAUCGUGGAGGUAAAAAGUAUAGAACUUUGAGGUGGAAGCCAUAUUGAUAAUUUUAAUAUUUUUUUGCUUUGGUUUUUUAUUUGGCUAGGUUUAU